GCCAGACUGGCGCCGCUAAGCUAACGAUGCAGACACGAACUACUUCUACCUGCUUCUUUCACUGCAGCACGAACAGUUCCGUGUGUCUCUAAACUUAGCUGCACAAGAGACACAUCCGGAUCAGAAGCAGGUUGCUGAUUUUGCCACUUCUCCCUCUGAUGAUGAGACGUCUGUGAUCUACCUGCCGUGCAGCUGAACAGUGUUUCUUCCUGAUGAUGUGAAACUGAGCCAACAACACACAAACUCUCAGAAAGACUAUCCAGGGAAACACAAACCAAGAUGUCUAUCGCCAACACUCCCACCAGCAACGAUGCCUGCCUGAGCAUCGUGCACAGCCUUAUGUGUCACCGGCAGGGCGGCGAGAGCGAGACGUUCGCCAAGCGGGCCAUCGAGAGCCUGGUGAAAAAGCUGAAGGAGAAAAAAGACGAGCUGGACUCUCUCAUCACGGCCAUCACCACCAACGGGGCCCACCCCAGCAAGUGUGUGACCAUCCAGAGGACGCUGGACGGACGGCUGCAGGUGGCGGGACGUAAAGGGUUUCCUCACGUCAUCUAUGCGCGGCUGUGGCGAUGGCCCGACCUGCAUAAGAAUGAACUGAAGCACGUCAAAUACUGCCAGUUUGCCUUUGACCUCAAGUGUGACAGCGUGUGCGUGAACCCCUAUCACUAUGAGAGAGUGGUGUCUCCGAGCAUAGACUUAUCAGGACUGACCCUGAACAAUUCUGGAUCCAGCUCAGGAAUGAUAGUCAAGGAUGAGUACGAUUUUGACGGACAGCCGAGUUUGCCCUCCCUCGACGGGGGGCACUCCUUCCAGACCAUCCAGCACCCCCCAUCCGGCAGCCGUCCGGUCCCCUCUGAGGCGUUUGCCACCCCAAACCUGCUCCCGCCUGAUGAGGCCUCCACGUCGGCCUCGUCAUCGUCCUUCCCCGCCAUCGCUGCUGGAUCAGGCGGUGCCAGCUCCACCUGGUCCAGGGGCAGUAGUUUCACCCCCAACAUGCCGCACCACACCAACGGUCAUCUACAGCACCACCCUCCUAUGCCACAUCCAACACACUAUUGGCCGGUGCACAAUGAGCUGGCCUUUCAGCCUCCUAUAUCCAAUCAUCCAGCUCCUGACUACUGGUGUUCCAUAGCCUAUUUUGAGAUGGACGUUCAGGUGGGGGAGACGUUUAAAGUUCCCUCUUCAUGCCCCAUCGUGACAGUGGACGGUUACGUGGACCCGUCGGGAGGAGACCGGUUCUGUUUGGGUCAGCUCAGCAACGUACAUCGCACUGAGGCCAUCGAAAGAGCCAGGCUUCACAUCGGUAAAGGGGUCCAGCUGGAGUGUAAAGGCGAGGGAGACGUGUGGGUGCGAUGCCUCAGUGACCACGCUGUGUUUGUCCAGAGUUACUACCUGGACAGGGAAGCGGGCCGGGCCCCCGGAGACGCUGUUCACAAAAUCUACCCCAGCGCAUACAUCAAGGUGUUUGACCUUCGACAGUGCCACAGACAGAUGCAGCAGCAGGCGGCCACAGCUCAAGCAGCAGCUGCAGCUCAGGCAGCAGCUGUGGCUGGAAAUAUACCUGGACCUGGAUCAGUAGGAGGCAUCGCUCCAGCUAUUAGUUUGUCAGCGGCGGCCGGUAUAGGGGUCGACGACCUGCGGAGGCUCUGCAUCCUGAGGAUGAGUUUUGUGAAGGGCUGGGGGCCAGACUACCCCCGCCAGAGCAUCAAGGAGACCCCAUGCUGGAUCGAGAUCCACCUGCACAGAGCUCUCCAGCUACUGGACGAGGUUCUGCACACGAUGCCUAUAGCAGACCCUCAACCUCUGGACUAAACUGUUUCUAACUGCAGCAGCAUUGUACUGAACCAGUGUAAGAGCCGUGAAGCUGUGACACUGAAACUGUCCCACAUGAGAAAAACCUUCUGAAGUGUGUUUGGUGUGACUGGAUUUACUUUUCCUCUCAAAGCCAUAUAUGAAAGAUAUGUUCACCUAUAUUUCUGAUAGAUGGCUUUGAGUUGUGAUUGUGAGAGUGGAUAAGAUAGAACAAGUAGCUGCAAUCCUAGAGAACCACAACAUGCACAUAGAAGACCUGCAGGUCCCAUUAAAACUGGAAUGUUACACUGACUAAUCAUCGUCCCAGUUGUCAGAACCAUCAACGACUGACCGGUAUUGGAGUCGAUGAACAACAGGAACAUGUGAGCGCUGUGCGGCUGUGGGAUGAGACGCCGCACACAGAGGCUCUCGUAUCUAGUGUCUGCUGCUGCCUCUCUGCCUAUCACCUCUCUGCAGCUGUUCCACACUGAUCUACACCUGGGAGGACGAGCGAGUUCAGUCAUGUCGUCAGCCUGAACAGAAAAUCACUCGCGCUCUGAGCGGCAGGGAUCUCUGCUGGAUGUCUCGCUGAUCGCUGCCUCUCCUCCCCGGGGACCAGCCGGCUGGAUCAGGUCGUUCACAGACGUCCACUAACGUUUCAGAGCGUGCAGCAUGGCUGAAGUGAAGUGAAACAGGUCAAGACCAGGGGCUUCUCUGCGUCAGGUGUUGCCAAUUUACAGGGUUGGGUUUUAAAAGAUGGUUUCAUUUCUGUGCCUGGUGGGUGUCCAUUGACAAAUCCUUCCCUCUAAUUAGACAAGAUGUAGAUUAAAACAUCAAAGUGUCAGGAAAUCCUUCUCUUCACAUCACACAGCAAACACAGUGAUUGUUUUUUUUGUCAGUUUUUUUGGGUGGGGGGGUUGUAACAUGACCUACAGAGUUAAAUUACCAAUUGGAAAUGCAGUGUCUUGAAUUACUUAGUGAUCAUUUCUUUCUAGGGAAAAGAGUGAUGACAAGAGGCCUAUAGAAGCAGUUUCCACCUCCUGUUUCAGGUGCAGUUACUGUUUUGAAAAACACUGUCAUGCUGUCACAAAAGAAAGAUCUCAUGUCUCUCAGUGAAUUCCUUCUUGCCUUCUCUCACUUUCCUGCUGAGAGCAGAAAAGGAAAAGGCUGAGAUUCUUCUGGCUCAAUAAGAUUGAAGUAAGGAGGACAGACAUUUGAUCUCUAAUAGCUGAGAUUCUGGUUGCAUCCACAUUACUAUGGUUAAAAAGCUUCAACUCUGCUACCAGGCGUCAACACUAUGGAGUGCUCGAGCUGCUAAAACAGAAGUUCAGAAAUGUUUUAGUUUGAAAACUUUGGUUUCAGUCUGGUCAGGGAGAACAGAGAUGUUUGGAAAGUUGACAGUCGCUUGUCGAUCGGGUCUUUUCGCUCACGACGUAGCCUGCGCUGUAGUAGUGUGGAUGAAGCCUAAUCACAGUACAAGAAACUUGGUUUAUCAAUUGUCUCGUAUAGGUUUUCUCUAAUUUUGAUUAUUUUUUAACUUGUAUUUGUUUAGAUUUUAUCCAGUUUUAUCUUCAGGCACACCUGACAGCCUGUACACAUGAGUUUUGAAUCAGUGCAGCCCACGGUCUUGAUUCAGGUCUCUUGUUUUAGUUGGUUUACAGUGAUGUAUUGCAGAUUUCCCAGCAAUUUUGAUAUAUUUUCUUGGUUUUUAUUUUUGUUUUAUUAAUUGCAUUAUAUUUUUGUAGCACUUUACUUUGAUUUGAAUGAAAUAACCUUUAUUUUGCGACAUGAAUAAUAAGGGAGGGAAUAGGUUGGCAUAUAGUUGACAUAGGAUUGUGAGCAGCGACAACAUUGUGAUGCAAUCGUAUAAAAAUAAUCAGUUUUCACUCUCUAGACAUUUACACUAAUCUUUAGGGAUUCUUUGAGUUGUCAUUUUUCUGAUUGAUUUGCAGUUUUUUUUUCUGUUUAAUCCAUGUAAAUAACUUUGUUUUUGAAAUGCACGUCGAUGUUUGCAUGAACUUUUAAUCGCAAAUAGAUCUUUUUAUCCCCACUCCUGUAUUCGACAUGGGGUGCUUCACUCUGCCUGCAUUAGAUGAGGAAACAGGACGAGGAGAACAUAAACACAGAGGGAAGCUACAUGGCCACAAUUAAUGUAAAUGAUUGAAUUUGAUUAUAAAAUCUCAACUUUUUAGCAGCAGCGCUCUCUCAGAAAAUUUCUCCCAAGAUCAAAUUUUGUAAAAAUGAAGCAGCUCCUUCAGUAAAAUGAGUACAAGCAUAUUGUCUCUUUCUGUGCUGAUGUUGAAACGGGUGAUGGUUGUUUGACACAAGAUUUGAUUUUGAUUUCAGCACGAGUGCCCUGCGCGGCAUGUGAUUCCCUUUGUUACACUGCUUUUGAUUCUCCUCUUGUUGAGACUCAAACAUCAUGCUCCAUAUUUUUUACUCCAAACCUUCACAGAUGUUUUAUUUUUUUUACUACACUGUUUUUGUUGGUUAGAGCGACAGAGUAUUGGGGCCAUAUCGUAGAGAAGAAAUUCAGAGAUUUAGAGAAUACUAUAACUAGAAAAUGGUUGUGAUUGAGAGAAAAGUUUUAAUUUAAUGAGGAAAAAGGUUGAAUUACCAGAUUAAAGUAAAUAACCAGAGAGGAGAACUCGUGCACUCCAGCGUUCCACUUCUUUUGGAUCCAAAACCAUCGAAUUGUUUUGAGAAACUACGAAACCUUUUGAAUAUCAGGCAGAUGUAACCCACAAUAUUCUCAGACCAAACCUAUUCUCCUCCGAAAAGAAACAAUUUCCUCCAAUUUGUUUGGUUCUUUCCUCGUAAUAGACUCUCAACUUCUAACGCAGUCUUUUCAAAGUCCUGAUACUUAUAACGUGGUGCUGAUGUGACAAUAUAUUCAAGAUUUAGUUAUUUAAGGUAAUUGUAGUAUAACUUAACAAGUUGCUCCACGUUCUUUAUUAACACACAGGAUGAUCUUCUCAUACUCCUCAAGCAGGACACAGAGUAAAAUUAGUUUUAUUCUCGUAAAAUAACUAAUAUUAUUCUCAAAGUCUGUGUCUUUCCCCUUUAAGUGGCCCUAAUACUCUGUUGUAGGUCACUGUUGACUAACAUUUGUUCUUGGUUAAGGUUGGGUCUUUUAUCAGAGGAAAUUUUUUACGUUUGUUUCCUGUUGAGUAAAACUAUGCAGAGUGAUUCUUCAUGUUCUGUCUCAUUCUCCUGUUUAACUAAAGCUAAAAAAAAAACAUUGUUAAAGGAGUUUCUACAUCAGGGAUGAAAAGAGUCAACGCUUGAGGUUUAUUCACAUAAUUAUGCAUCUGAUUUAUCGAGUGGCAGGAAGAGAGAUAUUUGAAAGAAUGACAUUGAACUCUGUCUGGAGAAACUGUUAUUUCCUGUUUGACUUUGACCUGGACAGAUGUUUUUCUAUUACUUGCCGUUAUUAGGAGCUAGAAGACACAGCUGGGAUGAGCUGAUGUUGACUACUAUGACAUAUGAAUUUUACCUGUAUGUCUUAUGUGAGAGUCUAUAAUUAAACAUGGCCUGAUAUUCUC
Molecule: messenger RNA, 5336 nt
Organism: Limanda limanda (common dab)
Lineage: Eukaryota; Metazoa; Chordata; Actinopteri; Pleuronectiformes; Pleuronectidae
Product: mothers against decapentaplegic homolog 4-like
Exons: 10
Coding region: 280-1812 (510 amino acids)
Biological process (GO): cell differentiation; SMAD protein signal transduction; anatomical structure morphogenesis
Cellular component (GO): heteromeric SMAD protein complex
Molecular function (GO): RNA polymerase II cis-regulatory region sequence-specific DNA binding; DNA-binding transcription factor activity, RNA polymerase II-specific; I-SMAD binding
Source: RefSeq, a predicted model, not a curated record